GCGUUUGCAAGCGGAAGUGCUCGGUGGCGGCACCGGGAGGAAUUCGGCGGGGGCGGCGUUGGCAUUGAGCGCUCGAUGGAGCACGUGACGGAGGGCUCUUGGGAGUCCCUGGCGACACCCCUGCAUCCGCGGGUGCUGGGCGUACUGAGGGAGCUGGGGUUCCCGUACAUGACGCCGGUGCAGUCUGCAACCAUCCCUCUGUUCAUGAAGAACAAAGAUGUUGCUGCAGAAGCGGUCACAGGUAGUGGCAAAACCCUCGCUUUUGUCAUUCCCAUCCUGGAAAUGCUUCUAAGAAGGGAAGAGAAGUUAAAAAAGAGUCAGGUUGGAGCCAUAAUCAUCACACCCACGCGAGAGCUGGCUAUUCAAAUAGAUGAGGUCCUGUCACAUUUCACAAAGCCCUUCCCACAGUUCAGCCAGAUUCUCUGGAUAGGAGGCAGGAAUCCUGGAGAAGAUGUUACAAGGUUUAAGGAGCAAGGUGGAAACAUCAUUGUGGCCACUCCAGGCCGCUUGGAAGACAUGUUCCGAAGGAAGGCUGAGGGCUUGGAUCUGACCAGCUGUGUGAGAUCCCUUGAUGUCCUGGUGCUGGAUGAAGCAGACAGACUGCUGGACAUGGGGUUUGAGGCAAGCAUAAACACCAUCCUGGAAUUUUUGCCGAAGCAGAGGAGAACGGGCCUUUUCUCCGCCACUCAGACGCAGGAAGUGGAGAACCUGGUGCGAGCAGGCCUGCGGAACCCGGUCCGUAUCUCGGUGAAGGAGAAGGGCGCAGCUUCCAGCACUCAGAAGACCCCGUCCCGCCUGGAGAACUACUACAUGGUCUGUAAAGCAGAUGAGAAAUUUAAUCAGCUGGUCCAUUUUCUUCGCAAUCAUAAGCAGGAAAAACACCUGGUCUUCUUCAGCACCUGUGCCUGUGUGGAGUACUAUGGACGGGCCCUGGAGGCCCUGGUGAGGAGUGUGACCAUAAUGUGCAUUCAUGGAAAGAUGAAAUAUAAGCGCAAUAAGAUCUUCAUGGAGUUCCGCAAACUGCAGAGUGGGAUCUUAGUGUGCACUGAUGUGAUGGCCCGAGGAAUAGAUAUUCCUGAAGUAAACUGGGUUUUGCAGUACGACCCUCCCAGCAGUGCAAGUGCCUUCGUGCAUCGCUGUGGCCGCACAGCUCGCAUUGGCCACGGAGGCAGCGCACUGGUGUUCCUCCUUCCCAUGGAAGAGUCUUACAUCAAUUUCCUUGCAAUUAACCAAAAAUGCCCCCUGCAGGAGAUGAAACUCCAGAAAAACACAGUAGACCUCCUUCCAAAGCUCAAGUCCAUGGCCCUGGCGGACAGAGCUAUGUUUGAAAAGGGCAUGAAAGCUUUUGUGUCAUAUGUCCAGGCUUAUGUGAAACAUGAAUGCAACCUCAUCUUCAGAUUAAAGGAUCUUGAUUUUGCUAGUCUUGCUCGAGGUUUUGCCCUGCUGAGAAUGCCCAGGAUGCCAGAACUGAGAGGAAAGCAGUUUCCUGAUUUUGUGCCUGUGGAUGUUAACACAGACACCAUUCCAUUUAAAGAUAAGAUUAGAGAAAAGCAGAGGCAGAAACUACUGGAUCAACAAAGAAAAGAGAAAAUAGAUAAUGAAGGGAGAAGAAAAUUCAUAAAAAAUAAAGCAUGGUCAAAGCAGAAGGCCAAAAAGGAAAAGAAGAAAAAAAUGAAUGAGAAAAGGAAAAGGGAAGAGGGUUCUGAUAUCGAAGAUGAGGACAUGGAAGAACUUCUCAAUGACACAAGGCUCUUGAAAAAGUUUAAAAAAGGAAAAAUCACUGAAGAAGAAUUUGAGAAGGGGUUCUUGACAAGUGGCAAAAGGACAGUCAAAGUGGCAGAUUUGGGGAUCUCAGAUUCGGAAGCUGACUGCUGAUUCCAGUGCCUCAGGGGGUGCAGGGAGCACAGGGAAUUGGGGCAGGGGUAGAGGGGAACGGAUGCUCACACUCUAGGAGCCAUCCAGGACCCACAUCCCUGCCAGCUGCCGUUUCAGCUUGGAGAGAGGUGGGUUAACGCUCAUGAAUAUUCUAGAACUGUGCCAGCCUUGGAGUAUAAAAUCACUUGAGUAUUAAUAAUAGAUGUCAGUGUUUAUCUUGAUGAGUCACCUAUAUUAAAGAGCUUACUUUCCUGUGGCUAUUUUAUACUUCCU
This is a messenger RNA of Manis pentadactyla (Chinese pangolin), 2148 nucleotides long. RefSeq names its product DEAD-box helicase 55 (gene DDX55). Gene Ontology annotation, cellular component: nucleolus. NCBI's taxonomy places the organism in Eukaryota, Metazoa, Chordata, Mammalia, Pholidota, Manidae. The record is from RefSeq and is a predicted model, not a curated record. Gene Ontology annotation, molecular function: RNA helicase activity; ATP binding; nucleic acid binding. The transcript is spliced from 14 exons. The coding region runs from base 76 to 1875 and encodes 599 amino acids.